Prunus persica (peach) is the source of this 780-nucleotide messenger RNA. Its product is annotated as probable F-box protein At4g22165. Lineage: Eukaryota; Viridiplantae; Streptophyta; Magnoliopsida; Rosales; Rosaceae. The record is from RefSeq and is a predicted model, not a curated record. The transcript has a single exon. Gene Ontology annotation, molecular function: protein binding. The coding region runs from base 1 to 780 and encodes 259 amino acids.
AUGGCCGACAAAACAGCCAUUCUUUCCCAAAAAACAAAACAUAGCAGAACAAGUUGGUCCGAACUUCCAAUUGACCCUUUUCAACUGAUCUUAUCAAAACUGUCCCCAGGAAACAUACUGCGGCUCGAAGCAGUUUGUCGUCCAUGGCUUAAGGCCAUCAAAUACAUCUCGCGCUCAUCGCCGUCCUUCACUUGCUUACCAGAGCCGCCGCUGCUCCUUGCUUUUCAAGACGAGGGCAAAGAUGGUGCUGGUUUUUACAGUCUUGAAGGCAAGUUUUACAACAUGCCUAAACAGUUCUGCCAUGGAGAUAGUAUUUGCAUUGGAUCCUCUCACGGCUGGCUGCUUUUCUUGAGCAACAAGAAACAACUGCUGCUCUUAAAUCCCGUAUCUGUAGGGAUCCAGCUUCUGCUCCCACCACUUGAUACUCUUCUGUAUAGCAUUGAUCCAGUACUCCAGAAGUCUGGGAGACAUUGGCGACAAAGGAUGCUCAAGGUUGCUGUCUCUUUGCAACCAACCUGCGGCAACAAAAAAAGCAUUGGGGUCUUGCUAAUGUACAAUUACCACGGUUCCAAAGAUGGGUGUAACUGUCUUGCUUUCUGCACGCCUGCAGAUAACAAGUGGACAAAGCUUGCCGGGCAGAAAGCGUAUGUUGAUGUUACGAGCGAUCGCAAUGGCUUCUAUGCCUUAAACGUAGAUUGCAGCGUUGAAGUCUGGGAUUUCACCAAUUCCUUGAUUCCCAUAAAAAAGUUGGAAAUUAUCCCAGCUGGUGCGCCCUUGUAA